Messenger RNA from Boeremia exigua, 1781 nucleotides. RefSeq names its product nucleotide-diphospho-sugar transferase. Gene Ontology annotation, molecular function: transferase activity. The transcript is spliced from 3 exons. Lineage: Eukaryota; Fungi; Ascomycota; Dothideomycetes; Pleosporales; Didymellaceae. Bases 377 to 1717 code for a protein of 446 amino acids. Gene Ontology annotation, biological process: biosynthetic process. The record is from RefSeq and is a predicted model, not a curated record. Gene Ontology annotation, cellular component: cytoplasm.
GAUCAGUGAAUAGUGUAACUGGAGUUGUUCAUUGACCAGUCACAGCAGCCAGUUCAUUGCCUUGAUCUGAGCCAGUCACAGCCAAUCAAGGCGCCGUUGCUAUGACGAGGUACUACCUACUUGCAGUCUGACCGCUUCACGUAUGGCAAUGUCUCGUGAGACCGCCAUCUCGGCAAUGGCUAGUGAUGCCAACGCUCGUCAAGGAGUACGGCAUAUGUAUAGAUGUCAAGGGAGCCCUUUAGGCGCCCGAAAGGGAGGCACUAGGCGGUGAGCCCCACCACGCCGUAAACAAGGGUCCAGCAGUUCCUCGUACCCAAGGGGCCAGAUACACAACUGCUCUCGCCUUCACGUCUCUCCCCAAACCACUCCCAGCACGAUGAGUCUGCAAGCGCCCUCCCUGUCGCUGCGCUCCAAGAGCCCGUCGCGCAACAGCGGCGCCACCAAGGCGGUGAUCCUGGUCGGCGGCCCGUCGCGCGGCACCAGGUUCCGCCCGCUGUCCAUGGAGCUGCCCAAGCCGCUGUUCCCCGUCGCCGGCCACCCCAUCAUCGAGCACUGCUUCCGCGCGGUCGCCGCCGUGCCCGAGAUCAAGGAGGUCUUCAUCGUCGGCUACUACGAGGAGUCGGUGUUCCAGCCCUUCAUCAACACCGUAUCCACCACAUGGCCGCAGCUCAGCGUCAAGUACCUGCGCGAGUACCAGGCGCUGGGCACCGCCGGCGGGCUGUACCACUUCCGCGACGUCAUCCUCAAGGGCCGCCCCGAGAAGCUGUUCGUGCUCAACGCCGACAUCUGCUCGUCGUUCCCGCUGCAGGAGAUGCUGCGCCUGUUCGACGACAAGGACGCCGAGGCCGUCAUGCUCGGCACGCGCGUCGCCAACGAGUCGGCCUCCAACUUCGGCUGCAUCGUGUCCGACGCCCACACCAAGCGCGUGCUGCACUACGUCGAGAAGCCCGAGGGCCACAUCUCCAACCUGAUCAACUGCGGCGUGUACCUGUUCGCCACCGAGUGCAUCUUCCCCGCCAUCCGCUCCGCCAUCAAGCGCCGCACCGAGCGCCCGCGCCUGCUGUCGUACCCGUCGUCGGAGAACCUCGAGUCGUCCUUCUACCAGGGCGACGACGACGACGAGGACAAGGCCAACCUCGUCAUCCGCCUCGAGCAGGACGUGCUGUCCGACAUUGCCGACUCGCGCCAGUUCUUCGUGCUCGAGACCAAGGACUUCUGGCGCCAGAUCAAGACGGCCGGCUCCGCCGUGCCCGCCAACGCCCUGUACCUGCUCAAGGCCUUCCAGACGGGCUCCGAGGAGCUCGCCGCGCCCUCGGCCAACCUGAUCCCGCCCGUCUACAUCCACCCCUCGGCCCACAUCGACCCGACCGCCAAGCUGGGCCCCAACGUGUCCAUCGGCCCGCGCGUCACCGUCGGCGCCGGCGUGCGCAUCAAGGAGUCGAUUGUGCUCGAGGACAGCGAGAUCAAGCACGACGCCUGCGUCAUGUACACCAUCAUCGGCUGGCACUCCAAGGUCGGCGCCUGGGCCCGUGUCGAGGGCACCGCCCUGCCCGUGACCAGCCACUCCACCAGCAUCAUGAAGAACGGCGUCAAGGUCCAGAGCAUCACCAUCCUCGGCAAGGACUGCGCCGUCGGCGACGAGGUCCGCGUCCAGAACUGCGUCUGCCUGCCCUACAAGGAGCUGAAGCGUGAUGUGUCCAACGAGGUUAUUAUGUAGGAGGUCGAGGCCGUAUAAAAGCAUCACAUAGCAUGAACGAAAUUGACGACCAGAAGUGUUGCGG